Messenger RNA from Rhodofomes roseus, 3414 nucleotides. RefSeq lists its product as uncharacterized. The coding region runs from base 1 to 3414 and encodes 1137 amino acids. The record is from RefSeq and is a predicted model, not a curated record. The transcript has 2 exons. NCBI's taxonomy places the organism in Eukaryota, Fungi, Basidiomycota, Agaricomycetes, Polyporales, Fomitopsidaceae.
AUGGGGGCGAUCGAGCGAGAGCUCAAUGCCCACGAGGCUACAUGUCGAGACUGUGAAAGACGCGGUAUCCGUGCACGCAGAGCGCCUGCCCAAGCCCCCAUUCCUGACAUUGACCGCUCCACGCCACGACCACUCGAUGUCCCCGGUGUAGAACCGCAGCAAAACCCGGAAAACACUCCCGAGCCGGAGCAAGACAACGAUGACGAUCCGCUGAACGAGCUGGCCCUUGGUGCGGCCAUCGAGGACAUUCAGUCCAGCGUCGCCCAGCGCAAGUCGGCCACUCUCUACUACAGAGAGGAUAGCUGGCACAACCUUGGCAUUGACCGCUUCCCCCGCCCGACACCACCACCCAGAUUGCCCAAUCCCACACACCCAUUCUGGCCCGCCGAUGACACGCUGUACGACGAGUAUGAGCAGUGUCCAACACAAGAGGACUUCGUGCCCUUCAACAAUACUCGCGAGAUGGAGUACCUGCACACCUACCAUCUCUUCGGCGACAGCUUCUAUCAGCGGACAAGCGAACGCAGUACCUGGACGAUGUUCAUUGACUACGGAAACAGACUGCUGCCCUGCUAUGGCAAUAUGUUCUACCUGAACGCGCCCAUGCAGCCUCUCGACCAUAUUCUCUGUGUUGGCACCCCCAGCGACUACAAACCUACAGCGCAGCUUGGUGCCGCCACCGAGGAGUAUUCCCUCAGCCGUGGGCUUGCAAGCGCUGUGAAAAUCAAGAUCACGGAUGUCACUGAAAUGGGUUUUGAGGACAUGCUGUUCCACGCAGGUGCUCUUCCAGGGACGGACGAGGCACGCGACAUCUUUGUGCGUGGUCGAGCGGACAAUGACGAGAAAUACAUCCAUGUCAACCCAGAACAGGAUGGCGAAGUGCUGGGACCAGACGACAUCGACGUCUCCGUCGACAUUGACAGCCUCAUCUGGGUGACAGACAAGCUUACCUUCAAGCUCGGCGUCAAGGUCCACCUCACUCCCUCUAUUGGUCCCAUGGCCAUUAUCCCUAGGUCGAACCACGUCUACGUCCAUCUCCUCAUGCCCCCAUCGGACCCGAACGGCCUAGUGGGCGGACGCUCAGAGUGGAUCGAGAAGCGCAUACCCCUCAGCAACAUUCCGCAUACCCGCUUUGCAUCCGUCGUGGAGGGACAUGGUCCGUUCACAGCCUACAUCUUCUUCCCUCGUAUGCGCCACAAGAGCGAGUACACGAACCGUUGGCAGGUCAUGAUGCCCUACGAGCUCCAGGAGAUGCUAUACGAGCAAGUCAUCAUCCCAGCUGUGCGCACCGUCCUCGGUCCAGAGACUGAGCCAUACAUUGGCUAUACAGUCCAGGAGUUCAAGCUCAAGUCUGCAUCCAAGUCGCACCGAAAGGGCAACCCAGCUCGUGGCAAGGUGGUCGAUGUCAGGCCCACAGACCUCAUCCGCAUACAGAAAGAGAUGAGGAGCCUCAUCGAAAACAGCCCUACAGGUCUAUUGGACCGCUUCGGCUCGUUCUUCUUUGUUCUCGAGGGCAAGGGCACCAAGCUUGCGUCCCAAGUCAACCUGUCUCGUUCCCAAGAGAAUCCAUGGGAGCUGUUUCAGAAGUCGUACCCUGUCCUCGAUGCGCCCGCCAUGCUCAGCUAUACCCGGGGAGAGCUGCUCGUCGACGUAGGCUUUUGCUUUGUUCCACGGGCACCAAAUCCGAUGGUCGGCCUAUGGCACCUUGAUGCGCUCGAGGCAUCGUACGGGCGAGGUGGCUACAGCCGAGGCACCAUGCACACGGGCAACACCCUCGCUCGCUAUGGCGGUAUGCAGGCCGAGAUGCUCCAGGCAAGGGCGGAGCGCACCCACAUCGCCUUUCGAUCCUCGUACAAUCUCUAUUACGAGGCAACACGCACACAUGACAACCGUCCCAUCUUUGCAACAGACGGUGAUGCCUACAAUCUCAACGAGCCAUGGUCCACGGACUGCAACCGUCUUCUGGAGCUCUAUAAAGGCUCUGCACCGUCAAACUCGUAUGGAGUGCGCGAUGAGUACCGCAUUGGAGGCAGAGUGGUUGAGCAGCUCAUGACGUCGUGUAGGGAGAUGGCAAACACCUUCAUCCUGUCCCAGCCAAUUCUGUGGGUCACGUCCGACCUAUGGUUCAGAUGGCUGUCUCGCCGUCUGGAUGAGCUCAUGGCUGUUCAAAUGUCUCUUUACCGCACACGGCCUACAAACUAUGGUCGCAUCACUGGCGUGCUGACCCACCUCAUCCGCUCCGUCGAGACCACGCCUAUCAUCGUUCCAGGGCAUGUCCUGCGCUCCCUCGGCGACCUCCAGAUGCGCCAAAAUCGGUCCCGGUUUGGCAUGAUGUUUCUCCACAACCUGAACAUGACCUCGCCAGAGCUCGCCCUCAUGGACAUCGAGGACUUUGACAGCCAAGACGUCCUUGCCGCUCUCAAGAUUCGAAAGAAGUUCAACCCUCGCACCAACCCCGCGAACUCUGGUCCCUCGAUCGCAUAUCCACUCGGCGAGUAUCCGACCUGGAAUGCAGUCCAGACUGCGGUCCGAGACGAGCCCUGGAAUAUCAUCCGGCAGUAUGACAUGCGGUACCUCCCUCUGCUCAUCAUUGUCCGUCGCGCAUUCCAGUCCUUUACUGCGCAGAUGUGGGACAUGCUAAAUGAGAUCUACUUCACGUCGAGAGGCGAACCGGAAGUGACCACUCUGGAACAGGCAAUGAAGGCAUGGUCAUUGGGCACCGUCUUCGACUCGAUUACAAAAGUCAGCUGGGACGCCAUCAACACAGGAUGCUGGAAAAACAUCCGUGGCCCGAAAGAGGUGUCUUUCAAGGACAGGGUCAAGAUGUACUUUCCCGAGAGCCAGGAGAUCGCCUCCAAUUCGGCCGCACUCCGCCCCUUCUACCUCCUCAGGACAGGCUACCUCUCCCGCUUUUGGCGUGACAUCACUGAGCUUGACGAAGAAGAGCGUCAAGACGUGUAUGACGAGCUGGGUGAAAUCUUCUCGAGUAUUCAGUGUCUUCCGGCUACUCGUAUCAGCCGUAACGAUGGGGCCAUUCUUCCGGGGAAUACAUGGCAAACCAUGAACGGCUCCAUACGCAUUAUCACAAACCCUGCGCACUACAUGAUCAAGGGUAUUGGCGAGGAGCGGAAUGCUCGCAGAGCGCAGCGGAGCUCUAGGGCAGUGGUCUCGGAGCAUGCAGCUCUCGAGCGCCAGCUGGAAAGGCAGGCUGUGCCGCAGAAGGACAGGGGGAGGAUGAUCAAGGCGGCCAUCGGCAGUAAAUCAACCAGGGAAAAGAAGAUGGAGGAAAGGCGGUCUAAGAAGUCGAAGAAUAUGCGGGCGCCGCCAGGUGCUAAGAAGCAGGGCUCGUCGUCAAGUUCGAGUUCAAGCACCAGUGGAGAUGGGUAUUAUUUGGAUGAAGAGGGUUCAGAAUAG